This is a messenger RNA of Triplophysa rosa, 1982 nucleotides long. RefSeq names its product translocase of outer mitochondrial membrane 70 homolog A (S. cerevisiae) (gene tomm70). Bases 54 to 1793 code for a protein of 579 amino acids. Gene Ontology annotation, molecular function: protein binding. The transcript is spliced from 12 exons. The record is from RefSeq and is a predicted model, not a curated record. NCBI's taxonomy places the organism in Eukaryota, Metazoa, Chordata, Actinopteri, Cypriniformes, Nemacheilidae.
GCUUCAGUUGGUUUGCUAGGGAACUGAUUGUUGCUGCAGCAUCGUGUCGCUGGAUGAUGGCUGCGUCGAAGCCUAUAGAACCUCAGUCAUGCAGUGGACUUUCCCGAUGGCAGCUGGCACUUAUGGUAGGGACUCCAGUAGUCUUUGGCGUUGGAGCUGUGUACCUCUGGAGGCGAAGACGCGGCAGAGACAAGCAAGCGAAAACAAACGGAGAAAGGAAAACUCCCGAAGGCAGCGCUAGCCCUGUUCAUGGUCAGCAAGGCACGAGCAGUGUGGGACUGGAGAGCAUGAGCCCUCUUGACCAAGCACAGUCUGCUAAGAAUAAGGGCAACAAGUAUUUCAAGGCUGGCAAAUACGAGCAGGCUAUCCAGUGCUACACAGAAGCCAUCAGCCUAUGUCCCAAAGAACAUAAGGCAGAUCUGUCUACCUUCUACCAAAACAGAGCUGCAGCCUAUGAACAACAGAUGAAAUGGACCGAGGUCAUACAGGACUGCUCUUGGGCAGUGGAGCUGAAUCCUCGCUAUGUUAAAGCACUUUUUAGGCGUGCCAAAGCACUUGAAAAACUGGAUAACAAGAAAGAGUGCCUCGAAGAUGUGACUGCAGUGUGUAUUUUGGAAGCUUUCCAGAACCAGCAGAGCAUGCUUCUGGCAGAUAAGGUGUUAAAACAGCUGGGAAAAGAGAAGGCAAAAGAUAAAUACAAGAAUCGGGAGCCUCUUAUGCCAUCUCCUCAGUUCAUCAAGUCCUAUUUUAGCUCAUUUACUGAUGAUAUAAUCUCACAGCCCUAUCAGAAGGGCGAGAAGAAGGAUGAGGAUAAAGACAAAGAGGGUGAAGCUGCAGAGGUCACAGAAAGCUCGGGUUACCUAAAGGCUAAACAGUAUAUGGAUGAGGAGAACUAUGAUAAGAUCAUCAGUGAGUGCACAAAGGAGGUAGAGUCUAGAGGCAGGUACACAGCUGAAGCUCUUUUGUUAAGAGCCACCUUCUACCUGCUGAUUGGCAAUGCAUCUGCUGCGCAGCCUGACCUUGACCGUGUCAUCAACAUGGAUGAUGCCAGUGUCAAGUUGCGUGCCAAUGCGCUAAUUAAACGUGGAAGCAUGUACAUGCAGCAGCAGCAACCCCAGCUCUCAACCCAGGAUUUCAAUAUGGCUGCAGUGAUGGACCCUCGUAAUGCAGAUGUCUUCCACCACAGGGGACAGCUGAAGAUUCUGCUGGAUCAGGUAGAGGAGGCUGUGGGAGAUUUUGAUGAGUGUAUAAAACUUCGACCAGACUCUGCACUUGCCCAAGCUCAGAAGUGCUUUGCAUUGUACAGACAGGCCUACACUGGAAACAACCCAUCCCAAGUUCAAAAAGCCAUGGAUGGGUUUGAGGAUGUUAUUAGGAGGUUUCCAAAGUGUGCUGAGGGUUACGCUCUGUAUGCACAGGCACUAACUGACCAGCAACAGUUUGGUAAAGCAGAUGAGAUGUAUGACAAAUGUAUUGAACUAGAGCCUGACAAUGCAACAACAUAUGUCCACAAAGGUCUGCUGCAGCUCCAGUGGAAACAGGAUCUUGAAAUGGGCCUUGAACUUAUUAGCAAAGCCAUUGAAAUUGAUAACAAAUGUGAUUUUGCUUACGAAACUAUGGGAACCAUUGAAGUGCAGAGAGGCAAUCUGGACAAGGCUAUAGAUAUGUUCAACAAGGCCAUCAACUUAGCUAAGUCAGAGAUGGAGAUGGCCCAUCUCUACUCCCUCUGCGAUGCUGCUUAUGCCCAGACAGAAGUGGCCAAAAAGUAUGGUCUCAAGCCUCCCACACUUUAAAUCACAUUUCAUCAGUCUCUACUGCUGGGCCAGAGUACACAUCCCAUAUACCAGCUUUGAUUUCUUUACUAAAAUGAUCAACAAUGAAAAGGUAGAAGGUUCUGCUACCAUAUGAUUACACCAGUGUUUUGGAAACGUUUUGGAAUGUUGUGGUGUAUGAAGCAAUGAAAUUAAAAGAUUGCAAAAGAA